GUGUCCCAGCCCUGUUUGGGAAGCAGGCAUCUCACCCCGAGUUUCUCAACUCGAGGCGGUUAUUUGCCAGCUCGAGGCGGUUAUUUGCCGUUCAGGUGCACGUGAAACGUUAGCUUUUUGCAAACUGGAGGUUUCAUGCAGAGGCAGAGCCUUGCUGGUGGUUACCAGCUCAGCAGAGACCAUUCCUGUUCUUCUUCCUGGAGCGAAGAGGCUGGAAGAGAGAAGACCUUCAGAAAACAACGUGGAAAUUGCAGAGGGGCACAGAUGCAAAAGGUACAGUGAAACAGGCAAAGCCUGAAGAUGAUUACCCUGGAAUAUCUAAGGAACAAAUUGAAGCCAGCUCUGAACCACCUACUUAUAGUAAUGGCUGGAGGAUGGGAGAUGUAACAGAGUGGAACAAAUUCACUAUUCCUUCUCGUUUUGACAAAGCUUAGAAGUCAUAUGCUCAACAGCUUAGCACCACGUGGUAGAAAAUGAGUUAAUGAGAGACAGGUGAAAACUACUGAUCUGCAGAACUGUGAGGAAGAGAAGACCUUCCUACUCCUGCUGAAAGGUCCAAGAGGCAUAAGAAAAACAAGGAUGUUGUCAAUAAGGAAGGCAUGCCCCAAACGCUGACUUCUACCAGUAUGUUUACCCCAUGUAGCUUCAGCCCUCAUCUACAUACUGCAAAAGAAGAUGAACAAGGAGGACUGAUCUUCCAGGAUGGAAACCUUACCUCAGCAUCUCUGGAUGCUCUAAUCCAGCAUCUCAUACCUACCACUGAUUACUACCCUGAAAAAGCCUAUAUCUUUACAUUCCUGCUGAGUUCCAGACUCUUCAUCGAACCCCAUGAGCUUUUGUCCCGAGUUUGUCACAAGUGCAUUGAGCAGCAGCGGCUGGAUGACCCUGUGCUGGACAAGGCACGGAUCAGAAAAUUCGGACCCAAAAUCUUACAGUUGCUGACAGAGUGGACAGAAACAUUCCCGUAUGACUUUCAGGAAGAGCGGAUGAUUGGCCAUCUGAAAGACAUGAUUCACAGGAUAGCCCCAUGUGAUGAGGCCUACUGGAAAAAGAUGAAUCAACUUUUGCAGACCCUGAAUCAGAAGCUUGCAACCCUCAGCCAUGGGCAAGAAGGGAUUGUCAAGAUCAGUGCUGCUGUCUCUGAUAAGCUGGUUGCCUUUAAAAGUAAACCGCCAUCAAUUCAGAGAGAAAUCCUGAGCGUCUGCAGUGACCCUUACACUCUGGCUCAGCAGCUGACACAUGUGGAGCUGGAAAGGCUAAGUCACAUCGGACCUGAGGAGUUUGUGCAGGCAUUUGUACAUAAAGACCCUCUGGAUGGCACCAAGCCUUGUUUCAGUGAACAGAAGAAGACCAGUAACCUUGAGGCCUACGUGAAAUGGUUCAACAGACUGUGCUAUCUUGUAGCAACAGAAAUUUGCAUGCCUGCAAAAAAGAAACAGCGAGCACAAGUCAUUGAAUUCUUCAUUGAUGUUGCCCGAGAGUGCUUUAACAUAGGGAAUUUUAAUUCACUGAUGGCAAUCAUUUCUGGAAUGAACAUGAGUCCAGUUUCCAGGUUAAAGAAGACUUGGUCAAAAGUGAAAACAGCCAAAUUCUUCAUUCUUGAGCACCAGAUGGACCCUACUGGUAACUUCUAUAACUACAGAACAGCAUUGAGGGGGGCAGCUCACAGAUCCCUCACUGCACACAGCAACAGGGAAAAGAUUGUGAUCCCCUUCUUCAGCCUAUUGAUCAAAGACAUUUAUUUUUUGAAUGAAGGAUGUGCUAAUCGCCUUCCAAAUGGACAUGUCAACUUUGAAAAAUUUCUGGAACUGGCUAAGCAAGUAGGAGAAUUUAUAACAUGGAAACAAGUGGAAUGUCCCUUUGAACAAGAUGCUAACAUAAUCCACUACCUGCAUACUGCUCCCAUUUUUACUGAAGAUGGUUUGUAUCUGGCUUCCUAUGAAAGUGAAAGUCCAGAAAACCAGACUGAAAAAGACAGAUGGAAAUCUUUAAGAUCCACUAUUUUAGGAAAGACUUGAAGAUUAAGAGAUUAUUGCAGUAGGUCAGAGAAAAGAAAUCCGCAAACAUUUUGCACUACUGAUUCCAAAGAUGCCUGUUUGGGAUGUAGACAAUUUACUUUGUUUGAGUUUUUUGUUGGUUUUUUUUUUUUUGACUGCCUAACAUGCUGGAUGAACUGGAUUCAUCCACUGAACUCAACAGAACUGUGCACAUGGACGCUUUUCUAACUAUGAGAGAGAGAAAGGAAGGACAGACUAUUUGUGGCUGUGCCCAAACUGCGUCAGGAUCACUGUAACCUUUGCCUCUGAAGGAAAAUAGAAGAAAAUCAGGAGCAUGGAGAACCAUGGUACUGCAAAAGAGAAUGGAAAUGUAAAAAUAAAAAUAGACAUGCCUAUUUCAGAAGCAGGUGCUUCAGAUAGCAGCUCUUUAAACCCUCUGAGGAUUAUAAAAUUAAACUGACACAGCAGCAAUCUGGUUAAUUGCUGAAUGAAGAAAGAAGAACUUAAUCUUACAUUAGCAGUCCCCCAGCCUUGUUGAACAAAGCACUGACUGCAACAGGUAUAAGCUUCCAGUGGAUGAAAGUGACGUCACUCGCUCAUACGUACACAUGUAUGUCAUAUACAGAUCACAUCAGCAUGGGAGAGUUGGACACAUCCUAUGAAUUUUUACAGAGAACAAUCUGAAGUAUGGCUAUUGCUUAGUUACUCUUCCCACCACUGUUGUUGUUUUUCUUACUGUGAAUCUCGGCAGAUCUGCGGAGGGCAUACAGUAUAGACGGUAUUCCUUAAAUACCACCUCCCCCCAAGCUGAACUGAAGAAGCAAAUUACUCUGGACUCAACUUACCUCUAUUUAAUGUAUGUAGUGUUCUCCCUAAUUUUGUUCAUGGUGAGAUGCAUCUUUUAGAGGGCUUUAUCACACUUACAGAAAAAAGAUACUGCAUUAGCAUUUGAAAAAAAAUCUGUCAGGUUCCAGUUAAUACAGUACUGUUUGUUUUGCAACAUGAUGCUAAGGGGAUGGGAAGGGGGAAGUAAUUGCUCAGAAGUGGGAACUAUAUGGUAUGCUUUAAAAAGACAAAGGUCUUCAGACUAGAAUGAAUGAACUAAAGUACAAAAUUUGUCAUUCAUUAACAGGUAACCAUUUUUAUCUUAUUUGGUUUUUAGGGUCUAAACCAUAUCCACCACUUCCUUACAGAUAAUACAGAGACUGUGGCUUCUCUUCUAACUUGUACAAUGAUCAUGGUGCUACUGUAAUCUAUAAGAAAUGAUAAUGAACUGUAUGGAUAUUAGAUUCAAAACUAAGCCCUAACAGUAGGCUACUUGUUUAUAUGUGAAAGGGCUGUUCCACCUGCCCCAAAACAGACCUCAAAAAGCUUUGAUGAAACCUAAAUGUCAUGUGAUACUGAACUUUGUUUUAGUACUGACUUGAUGCUGGCCUUUCAAAUGUUCCAGUCUUUCUCUGUCUACAAUGGCAGAACAUAACAUUUUCUUUGAAAUCAUUAAUUGCUUUAUUUCAAUUCAGAGCGAUUCCAAAGUGGCUGCAGGGUUUGGAAAGAUGAGGCUAAUCGUAAAACCUGGCUAUGCAUUUAGCCAGAAAGCUGGAACUGUUCCUGCCCACUGCCAGGCCUCACAAAAGUUACCCAUGCAUGAGUGAGUUGUUGAAAUGUGAGGGGCAUCGGUGAGUUAUUAUUUGAGGGCAACCCAGAAAAUGAAGCUGAUCUGGGGUACAGUGGCCUGGGACAUGUUCUACAUGACAUACUAAAGCUUGGUAGUGUUUAUAGUGCAGUUCUUGUGUUGGGUUUUGAUCUGUGAAAACCUGUGCAGUCUGGACCAUGGCAACCUGGAAUCCACUCUUGCAGUUUUGUGAGAUGAGCAGUUGAAGUGAGCAGGACAGUUUUGUCUAAAUUUGUGUACGGAGGGGCUUGAGGCAGAAAUCCAAUUCUCCUUUUCGUUUAUCUAUCAGCACAUGAGUUCUAGCAGGGGCAACGUGUCAGGGGAAAAUGUCAUCUCAAUACUCAAGCUGUGCAUGGGAGAACUAAGUGUAAGAUUAGUACAACAUCAUUCCAGCCAGGGAGCAAUGAUUCUGGUGACACUAUUGAUACUGUUUGUUAAUUUUUGUACAUGAGCUGAGAGCUAUAUAGAGAAAUGUACGCACACAGCCAUUCCUUCAACCAGAACCAUUUUCAGAAUGAUGCCACUAAAAUCCUGUUUAACUCCAAACAAAUCCAGAGCAAUAACCAUAAAUGUACCUGCAACAAUGCUAAUGCUUGCAUGUGUUUGCUAAAUGGGCUCUUUUUUUUUUUUUUUUUUUGUGAUGUCUGAAUCUUUUUAGUAGGCACAGUGUGACUUCAUGAUGGAAUUGUUUUUUUUUUAGUUAUCUGAAACCCACUGUAGGUGGAUGGGCCCUUCCUUAAAAACUGUUUCUUAAAGUGCAAAUGGUCACUCCUUUUCUAAUGAUCCAAUUGAGGCUGGUACAGCUGAGGUAUUAACACCCAGAAGAUUAAUCAAAAUGUGAUUUCUCUUGAUAAUAUUUCACAUUUUGGUAAAGGUACCUUCCUGCGUUCAGGCAAUUUCAUAAGAAUGAGUUAAAAUUUGGUCUCAUAAAGUUUAUCAGUGUUGCAAGCUGAACAACAUUCAUAGUCCAAAACUUUCAAACCUCAGUGCUUAAAAUGGAAGCACAGAAGUCAGAUUUAGGGAGGUAUUAAGGGCUUAGCGGGGCUUUCAGAAGCACCAGAUCAUCUUUAAGUCUUUAUGUAGUCACACACUUUUUUUUUUUUUUAGAGGUGCUAAGCAUCCUCAUCUCUUGGUGAAUACUGAAGCAAUUACUGCUUCAUAGAGGUGCAUGGUAUAGUGACCCAUAGCAUGUGGUCUCCAGAAAUGCUGACUGCACCUUGCAAAUAACUCGGAGAUGAGAGUACACAACAACUUAAAAUGAGAAGACAAUACUUUCAAAACAGACUUUAGGAACCGUGACUUGCCUUCACGUAGCUCUGUGGCCAAAAUCCUAUUGAUUUAAAUAGAAACCAUUUUCAAGAGUUAAGUUACAGCUUCAGUUGCAUUCGCGCCUUAUGCUUGGCCUGACUAGGGAGUACAGCUGCAGACAGCAGGGUGGUCAGAGCUUUGCUUCACCAACAGGCAUUGCAAAGCCUGAAUACGACUGAAAUAAAAUGACAAUUUGGGGAAUGAUUUCUUUCAAAAAAAUUUAUUAGCACUAUGUGAAAUAGAAAAUGAGAUAAAGCGCCUCUGAUACUUAUGUUUUCUUGCUAGAAACAUGUAGAGAGCUCUUACCAUGAUUUAAAAAAAGCCGUACCACUUAAUGCCAAACACUAGGCUGUUGUACAGUGUGUAGUCAAGACAAGUUACUGUUAGUAAUGCCAUGGCUUUCUAAUUCCACUGUUUUCAGUGGAUUUGCCUUCCUGACGACUGUUUGAAUUAAUGCUCCAUGGAGAACAGAGCAAAGCUAGAGCUGUAGGCCUGUGUUAGUAUGAAAACCCUAAGCUAGUAAGAUGUGACUACAUGAUGCAGUCUUUCAGAAGCAUUAACUUAGCUUCUGUGCAUACAGCAACAUUUUAGAAGAUUUGAAUAUAUUAAAUCACUUCUGCAUCCCCUCUUGUGUGAUCAAAGUGGUAACAGAAGUCCUGUUUUUUCAUUUCUUGAGAGUGCCAUUCAGCAACCCAGGGCUAGAUCCAAAGCCCAGUGAAAAGCAAUGAGGAAAUUGUGUGCCCUCAGCGUGUGUUGAAGGCAGUAGAUAAACUUGCUCAAUGCCUUUCAGAAGACACAUAAUCAUACAGUUUUGCCCUCAGUUUCACUUCAGCAUCAAUCACAUUACCUCAUUAAAGGUGGGUGGAUGAUUAAGCGUAGAUCCGCUGGCCGUGACUGAAUUCGGAGCGUAGAGAACUCUUGCGGUGAGUCUUGCACACAAGAGCCCCGUGCAGCAGGUGCACUGUGCUUAGCAUAUCGCUGUCCCUCUGGCAGGCAGGUGAGGGUCCCUCGUACAGCUGGCUGGAAGCAAACCGUGAUCUCAGGCCCUGCUGAGAUGGCACUUCAACAAAGUGCAGACACAGCCACUACGGCAUCUCAAACAAGAAGCAGUUCAAGCGUAGGGAUAUUUUUCUCAGCUUGAAAGUUUUUUAUGAUGUGGCCAGUAGUGAUAAGAUAAUAACCCACUUAAAAUCAAGCCAGUCCCUUACUGAUACCUUUGUUACUUUAUCAUGCUGUAUUGCAAUAGUUUAUGCACCUUUUUUUAAAGCACAUGAGCACUGCAAAUCUAGUUUAGAAUGAAGUUCAGGUUAAUGAAUCUGUAGUUGGAGUUAUCAAAAAGAAAAUGUGUUAGUAGAAAAGAUAGUUAUGCGUAUCAGUCUAGAAAUGUUACGCAGUUAGUAGUAUCUGGCCUAACAAUGACUAUUUCGUAGAGGGAGACCGAACCCAAGCACGGGGAUGUGUCGGGGAAAAACUCCAAUUGAUUUUGAUGGGUUUUGGAGCAGUCCUGCAACUAUACCGUUUAAAGUUAUGUAUAGGGAUUAAAUUGCAUUGGCAACUGGUAUAGUCCUUGGCCUUUCAUUUGAGCCAACUGCAAAUCUCAGAUGGGCAGGUGCACUUAAUAGGGUGAAAAUCCAGCCUUGGCAAAAGUUUUCUUUGACAUUGUUCUGGUUUCAACAGCAAAUUCAAGGAGUGAAUUUGAUCCAGUGAAUUAUCUCAUCAGAGAGCAAAAUUUGGCCUUCUGGCUUUAAGAAGUCUUUUUUUUUUUUUCUUUUUAAAGAGGUAGAAAUCAGCCUUACUAUCUCAGGAGCGUCUUUCUUUGGAAAUUAAAACCCCUUUGAUUGUAAACAUUAUUUCCAUUGUUGUAACUGCAGAAUAGGAUUAGGAAGUAACAAGGAAACAUGGAAAAGCUCCUUUGUCACUACUCAGAGGCUCAAUUGUGGGCCAAAGGCUUUUUUUUUAAAAAACAAAACAAAACAAAACGUUGUUAAGUGAAAUUACCUCGGUAGUUGGUGCAGGGCAUUACUCAAUCGUGGCUAGGGAACAGUGCAGAUACAGCUGGUGUCCGUAUGGCAGCACAUACACUAACAGGUGGAUGUGGCAGUGAUGUUCCUGUACAAAGCUGUCAUGCACAUCCGUAUCUGAGCCUGCACCCUUUGGUUUCUGAUGCUAGGACACAAUGCUUUUGAAAGGUAAGAAAUUCUUGGAAGUUCACCUGAGGCAAAACACACUUCCUUCUCCAUCCAACAGAAUAAUUACAAGAAAAUUCUUUAAACUAAAAGAGGUUUCUCUGGAGGAUUUGAAACAGUGGAGAAUUUGUUACUUAGUUGACAGAAAUUUUAAGAUCUAAGCACCAUGGUAAAAUAAGUACGUAAGAGCAAUACUUUGACGGUUGUUAACUUUUAUAUUUCACAGCGUGGCAGUGGAGUGCAAAAAGACACCUGUGCAUGUGCUAUUCCUCUUAAUAUCAAUGGCAGCUGGGCAGUCCAAAGCAGGAGAGAAUACAGUGAAAAAGUGAUGCAUGCAGCAAGCUGUUCCAAUAUUUGUGUUUUCACGUUGGGUAUGUUGGAAAGAAAGCAUGCUGCCUUGCAGUGGAUCCCUUUCUCUACAGCCAUUGUUAGCUGCUCUGUAGUGAUCCAGUCCCUGAGCUGAUAGGGGAGGCAGCAAGCAAGUUACCCUUUUCAGUGGAACAGAUCUGGAAGCGAAUCUGUUUUGUAUUUAUUUAUUUUACAAUUCUUUUUGCAUAUUUUCAGAUAUGCAAAAGUUAUCAAAUACAUUAAGUUAAUGCGCAUACAAGGCAUCGCAUUCUGCAUUUUUAUACUAUGCAAGAUGUAUAUUAGAAGUUAAUAGCUUGUAUGGGUGGCAUUUCCUACAUUCUGCACAGGUGCAAGACGCUGAAACUCGGGCGAUAACCUGAGUUACAGAAAAAAGUAAAUAUGAGUUACUCUUGUGUAGAUCCCCUACCUUGCACUGUGGCCAGACUCAGACUGUAAUGCUGUAAAUUCGGGGUGGCUUAGAAUGCCAUCUCUCCCUCUGAUACCUUUCCUUCCACAGAAGUGGUAUUUUGUUCUAUCAACAGCUCCUGCAAAAUGCCAUAGGAAUAUUUUUCUAGUUCUCUGCCAUACAGGGACUCUGCAGUCAUGUGCCAGAGCUGUCACGCUAGGAGUCCUUCUCCCUUCUUCCCUGGCACUAAAAGUGCUAGCCCAGACUAAUACUGCAGUGCAGCAACGUUCCCAGGCCUUCUUGAAUCCAGAAGACUUACGGGUUCAGAGCUCACAAGUCCUGUAAGUUAAAUCUCUGUACAGUAAAUUUCCUUCUAAUAUGUGCACAACCUAUUUAAUGGACUGCUGAGCAGAAAAUUCCAGCUACCUUUCAGAGAAAAUGCAACUUCCUUAGCGCACUGUAACUGGUCAGUGACGUCACUGCUUUCAUCAUUUAAUUCACUUCUAGAAUUCCAGUCUUUUGGGGAUAACUAAGCAUAUGACGGUUUCCUGGUGUUUGGCCCAUGAGUGAAAAUGGGAAUUUGAAGAGCUGAGAAAGAGUUGAGAAAACAGGGGUUGGAGUCUAGACAGCUGACAUGAUAUGUACUUCCAAAACAGCCCAGGCUGGGUUAUCACUUACAGUAUGUCCUUGUCUUGAACUAGAAGGAAAUUUUUCCAGUAGAAUCCUCCUAACUCUUAGUGAGCGAUACAAGCACACAGCUAUUAAAUUUAAGUGUUUCAAGAUACGAUUCUUACAAACGUGUAAGUACUUCCCUUAGGAGUCAGUCUGUAAAAAGAAAUAAAACUGCUAGCAUGCCGUACAGAUGGAAAAUAAAUUAGCCGCUGGGUUCCAGAACUGUUGACUCUUAGCAAGUAGUCAUUGGUAUAUAAAGGUGAGAAAUCAGAUUUUAGUAUUUUUUUCACUUUUAGCAAGUUCUGUGAAAUGUGACGGUACCAGUUAUCUUAAACCUAUACCCCAGGAACAUAUUAUUCCAAAACAUUUAUUCACAGACCUAAACGCACAGGGUAAAAACGAGUAAGCAGAAUUGUCCUUAUAUUCAAAAUGAGAAAUUCAAAGAUUGAAUGAUGUGUCUGCAGUCACCUGGGAAGCAUGUGCUUUCCAAAAUUACCCCAUAUUGACAUCCAAAUUCUAGUCUUACAUUUCAUCUGUUAUAACUCCGUUUUACAAUUGUGCUUAGAAAAAUGGGAAAUAAAUUAUUUUAUUUUUAAUUAAGAAUAAGCUAAGAAAUAAAAGAAAUAUGGAUUAAAAGACUGGUAGCUAAUGAUUGUGGGAGCAAUAGUAAUGAGGGGCUCCGCUUUUCCUGUACCUUUUCCUUUAAAUUAAGCUAUUUCAUGUUAUGAUCAGCAUUUUUGGGUCAAAUCAAAAUCCCCGUACCCUCCAUAAUACUAAACCCAUGUAGAUUUGUUAGAAGUCCUCAAAGCAAAUAUCACCACUGUAUUAAUUGCGCAGGCAGAAAACAGUAAAGUUACUUGAAAGUGGCUGUUAUAAUUUCGUGACUGUACAUAGAUCUUGCAAAAUGUUAAUGGUAAUAUGCAUACUGUACCCCACAUAAACACCGCCAGAAUAGCAUGGUCAUUGUUACGCUUUAUAGCUGUUGUGGAAAAUGUCUUAACCCGCAUUCAUGAUUAUAGUGCCCAUCCUACUUCCAUGCCUUUUUAUACAGUUGUGGUAAGAUUGUUAUGAAAUCCUUUUGUCAGUCAUGUUCAAGCUAACUUACCUAUGUAUAGAAUUUAUAUAUUAAACCCCCCUAAUUUAUACUGUGUUUUAACAGUUUGCCUGAACUGUCUAUGGUUUCUAAAUUUUGUAAUGUGAGUGUCAAAUUAGAAUAAUAAAAAAGAAAAAUU
Messenger RNA from Cygnus olor (mute swan), 9821 nucleotides. RefSeq names its product RasGEF domain family member 1C (gene RASGEF1C). Gene Ontology annotation, biological process: positive regulation of GTPase activity; Ras protein signal transduction. The record is from RefSeq and is a predicted model, not a curated record. Gene Ontology annotation, cellular component: plasma membrane. NCBI's taxonomy places the organism in Eukaryota, Metazoa, Chordata, Aves, Anseriformes, Anatidae. The transcript is spliced from 15 exons. Gene Ontology annotation, molecular function: guanyl-nucleotide exchange factor activity. Bases 600 to 2018 code for a protein of 472 amino acids.